Phytophthora sojae is the source of this 843-nucleotide messenger RNA. RefSeq lists its product as hypothetical. Gene Ontology annotation, molecular function: ATP hydrolysis activity; ATP binding. The annotation marks the transcript as partial. Gene Ontology annotation, cellular component: nucleus; chromosome. The transcript is spliced from 6 exons. The record is from RefSeq and is a predicted model, not a curated record. Lineage: Eukaryota; Oomycota; Peronosporomycetes; Peronosporales; Peronosporaceae. Gene Ontology annotation, biological process: meiotic recombination checkpoint signaling; reciprocal meiotic recombination.
GUGGAGGUGUGCGUGAAGCAAGAGAGCGUCGCUGACUAUGAGCAAGUGAGAUCCGCCAAUUCCCCAUUAGCGGUACACGUGGAGCGCGUCGACAUCACGGAAUUCGACGGGGACGAGAGUGAAGAGGCCAAUGGCGCGGGGGUGCCACGCUCCGAGGCGCAAAUGUUCGUGCACGUCUUCAAGCUGAGUCAUGAAGCGCCGGCGGAGGAGACUGCAGACGAUGACGAGAAUGUGACGACGUGUCAGCAGACGAUUCUUCCUGCGUGCAGCUUCGACGGACUCUGGGACUCGCUGAUCUUCGACACGGCCGUGAAGAAGAACGUGCUGGACUACGCCAUGACGGCCAUGCUCUUCUCGGAUUCCAAGGUGAACCCGCACAUCAUCUCGUGGAACCGAGUGGUGUUGCUGCAUGGCCCACCCGGAACAGGGAAGACGAGUCUGUGCAAGGCGCUUGCCCACAAACUCAGCGUUCGACUCUCGUCCAGAUACCGGAACGCGGUUCUCCUGGAGAUUAAUGCGCACAGCUUGUUCAGCAAGUGGUUUUCAGAGAGCGGAAAGCUGGUGAUGAAGCUCUUCAGGCAGAUCCAGGAGCUGGUGGAGGACGAGGAAUCGCUCAUCUGCGUGCUGAUAGACGAGGUAGAAUCGCUGACGGCAGCUCGAAAAUCCGCUGUGAGCGGAUCGGAGCCAUCGGACGCUAUUCGUGUCGUCAACGCUCUACUGACGCAGCUGGACUCGCUGAAGCGCCACUCAAACGUGCUGAUCCUCACUACGUCAAAUAUUACUGAGGCUAUCGAUGUGGCAUUCGUUGACCGAGCUGAUAUCAAGCAGUACGUAGUGCUGUAA